Penicillium egyptiacum is the source of this 1809-nucleotide messenger RNA. NCBI's taxonomy places the organism in Eukaryota, Fungi, Ascomycota, Eurotiomycetes, Eurotiales, Aspergillaceae. The record is from the annotation of a GenBank genome assembly.
AUGGAACCGAGCACUGAUAGUGAUAAUCCCAGCGUUGGUGACCAACAUCGCGGUGGUGCGGGAUCUAUAAGGAUGCCGAACGAUACAGGAGCCGCCACAGCAAACCCAUUCGAGGAACCCCAACGCCGCAUCAGCGAAUACACCGCACAGGAAAUUGCAACACUACAAGCCCGUCUUGAUAAGAAGUUGGGGCCCGAAUACAUCUCUGCGCGACCUGGUGCUGCGGGGCAGAAAGUGCACUAUCUCUCCGCGGACAAAUGCAUCAAUCUUGCGAACGAGGUGUUUGGAUUCAAUGGCUGGUCCAGCUCGAUCCAGACGAUUCAGAUUGAUUUCGUUGAGGAAAAUCAAAACACGGGCAAAAUCAGCCUGGGACUUUCAGUCAUUAUGAGAGUCACCCUGAGGGAUGGAACCUUCCAUGAGGAUAUUGGCUACGGGCAUAUCGAGAACUGCAAGGGCAAGGCCGCAGCGUUCGAGAAGGCCAAGAAAGAAGGCACAACAGAUGCUUUGAAACGUGCAUUGAGAAACUUCGGCAACGUGCUAGGUAACUGUAUCUAUGACAAGGAUUAUGUGGCCAAGGUGACCAAAGUCAAAGCAGCGCCUGGAAGAUGGGACGUUGAAGAUCUUCACCGUCACCCUGACUUCGCACCCCCUCCUAAAAAACAGCUGCCUCCACCCAAGCGUGAACCGGAAGAGGAUGAUCUACCCCUUCCUCGUCCUGUACAUCAAGCAAGAGGCAAUAAUCCCGGGAAUAAUGCUUCUUUCGAGGGGGAUGGAGAGUUUGGCAGUGACCUCUUUGACGAAGCCGAUUUUGCGGUAGCUGAGACCGAUAUAGGCAACCCUGAUGAGAUCGUAAUAGACACAGAGAUCCAUCGAGAACAGCAGCGCCCUGUGCCAACGAAUGGUCCAGCGCCUCAGCGAGGACCGCCUGGCCGAGCAGGAUUUAACCCUGCUGUCGUAACACCAUCAAAACCGGAGCGGUGGAAUGGCUCGGGCCAAGUGGGACGACCUAAUCCCCUAAAUACGCGACAGAACCCAUCGGGUAUCCCAUCCCCAGCCGCGGUACAAGGUCGACCAAUGGCCGGCCAAGGUCCCGCUCAAAGUGUUGCACACCCCAGAGCACCAGUCCCAACACAGCAAACAGUUGGUCAGAAUGCGGCCCAAAACAACAUCGCCCAGCCUCCGAUCAAAAGGGAAAUCGGGCCCCGGGGUUUUCAAGGGAACCAGGACAUGAACCCACCGCAAGGCACACCCUCCACGGGUUUCUACUCGGCCAGAGCAGUGGACCUUCUCCGUGAAAAUCCAAACUCCGUCCCGUCAGCAGCUCCUCAAUUCGAUCCACACGCAGAGAGUCCCUCCAUCCGCAAGACGGCUGGUGUAGACCAUACCAAAAGCAUUCCCAUUGCUAGGCCGAUGCUGUCGAGCGCCUCUCCAGCACCACCCAACAAUAACAACAACAACACGCGCGACUUUGUCAAUCCCGCAAUGGAUAUGCAACGCAGAGUCGGUGCUCCUGGCGGUGGAAUCAGCAGUCCGGUCAGCAGAGGCCCUUCCGUCUCAUCGUAUCGACCAUUGACCCGCCCCAAUAUUGACCAAAGGAACGUUUCCAACCCAGCCAUAGUGAACCGAGCCAGUGUGCCACCCCAGCAGAAUCUCAAUGGAAAACGGCCUCCAUUGCUGGACGUCACCAAUGCCGAUGCUACGCCUGGCGCAGGGGUCCCAGCACCCGGUCCAAACGACCCAAAACGGCCCCGAGUCUCGGAUGCUGACUCUUCUGGGCCUUCUUCUGGACCUUGCCCACCAAACCAGUAA